AAGCAAUUUGCCAUUUCCGCUUCGAUUGGAUCAGAGCUAGAGAGAGAAAACAGAAACAGAAUCAAUGGAGUUUUCUAUGUGUAAUAAUAUUAAUAAUAAUAUUAACAAUUCUAUGUUCUUCGAUUCCUCUUCCUCGUCUUCUUCUUCUUCUUCUUCUUUCUUCUUCUUCUUCUUCUUCUACAACUAUCAACAACCCUAAUUUUUUAGGAUGAAAAACGACCCCUUUUCUCAAUUCCAUCAUCGCUUUCUUCUUUCCUUCAUCAUUUCAAUCGCCAACCCAUUUCUUGCUUCUUGAUCAUCAUCAUCAUCAUCUGUCCGGCCUUCUAGUUGUCAAUCCAAGACCGUGACGGUGUCUCUCUCUUUUUUCCGCCUUGGAGUUUUUGUUUCUUUUUUUUUUUCUUCUGAAUAAUCCUAGGGUUUUUCCCCCCUCUUUUUGUUGAUUCUGCGUGAGGUUGCAUCAUGGAGCCUCGAGUUGGAAACAAAUUUAAACUCGGUCGGAAGAUUGGAAGCGGAUCGUUCGGAGAGAUCUAUCUCGGUACUAAUAUUCAGACGAAUGAAGAAGUUGCAAUUAAGCUUGAAAAUGUGAAGACGAAACAUCCACAACUGCUGUAUGAAUCAAAGCUAUAUAAAAUACUACAAGGAGGAACUGGAAUUCCAAAUGUGAGGUGGUUUGGCGUCGAGGGAGACUAUAAUGUUCUUGUGAUUGAUUUGUUGGGCCCUAGCCUUGAAGAUUUAUUUAACUUCUGCAGCAGAAAAUUGUCUCUUAAAACUGUUCUUAUGCUUGCAGAUCAGAUGAUCAAUCGGGUGGAAUUUGUCCAUUCCAAGUCCUUUCUACACCGGGAUAUCAAACCAGAUAAUUUUCUUAUGGGCUUAGGCAGGCGUGCAAAUCAGGUCUAUGCCAUUGACUUUGGGUUAGCUAAAAAGUACAGAGACACUUCAACUCAUCAGCACAUUCCUUACAGAGAAAACAAGAAUUUGACAGGAACUGCAAGAUAUGCAAGCAUGAAUACCCAUCUUGGCAUUGAACAAAGCCGCCGGGAUGAUUUAGAAUCACUUGGAUAUGUUCUUAUGUAUUUUUUAAGGGGGAGUCUUCCUUGGCAGGGACUUAAAGCAGGAACGAAGAAACAAAAGUACGAAAAGAUUAGUGAAAAGAAGGUCUCCACUUCUAUAGAGGCCCUUUGUCGUGGAUAUCCUACUGAAUUUGCUUCAUACUUCCAUUAUUGUCGAUCAUUAAGGUUUGAUGAUAAGCCAGACUAUGCUUAUCUAAAAAGACUCUUCCGUGACCUUUUCAUUCGUGAAGGUUUUCAGUUCGAUUAUGUGUUUGAUUGGACCAUUUUGAAGUAUCAGCAAUCCCAGAUAACUGCCCCACCUACUCGUGCCAUUGGCGGUGCUGGACCAAGUUCUGGAGUACCUAUGGCUAUAGCAAAUGCUGAUAGGCACACUGGUGGUGAGGAAGGUCGACCACCACCGAGUGGCUGGAUAGCGGCAGACCCCUUGCGAAGGAGAAACUCUGGUCCAGUUACAGGCACUGCAAAACAAAAACCUCCAGUCACAAACGAUCACGCUAUUGCCAAGGAACGCAUACUACCAAAUUCCAAUAUUAUACAAUCAAGUGGAUCAUCAAGACGAGCUGCAAUCGCUAGCACCCAAGAUAUAGCCCUCCUUGGAUGUGAAUCCGACCCAACUCGCCUUGGAAUUCCAGAUCCAAGCUUUGGAGCUGUACACAAAAUCUCUAGUGCACAAAGGCAUUCACCAGCUGAUCAGAACCGUUCGACCUCGGCUAGAAACAUAUCAGGCAUCAGGAACUUUGAGUCCACUCUUAGAGGUAUCGAAAGCCUCCAUUUUAAUCAAGAUGAGAAGGUUCAAUAUUAGCGGUUAACACUCGCGUGCUCGCUAUCAAGCAAUACCUAUCUGUUGUAAAUACGGUUGGGCGGUCGAGCAGUUGUGCUUUCAUUUGUGUUUUUAGGAAAGCAACAGCAGCAAGUUGGAAAGGAAGAACAUUUUACUGUCACAAAAGAAAAAAGAAAAAGAAAAACGAAAGAAAAAAAAAAAAGAAGAAGAAGGUUCUAGGAAAGAGGAGAUUAUUAUUAUGGUGGUUCAAUGAAAGCCAUUUUAUUUAAUAGUUUGGGUUAGGUAGUGGCUUCCUUUUUGGCCUUGGGUUCUCUCUAAUUUAUUUUGUUGGAUACUGUUUUGUUGUAUUUUGUUUUUGGUAUUUGGUCCUCGGCUUUUGUUUUUGUUUUUUUUUAAUUAUUAUUGAUAUUGAAAUGUUAAUGAACAAACGAAAUGUGUAAUUAGUUUUUAGUUGUUUUA
Cucumis melo (muskmelon) is the source of this 2310-nucleotide messenger RNA. Its product is annotated as casein kinase 1-like protein 2. Lineage: Eukaryota; Viridiplantae; Streptophyta; Magnoliopsida; Cucurbitales; Cucurbitaceae. Gene Ontology annotation, molecular function: protein serine/threonine kinase activity; ATP binding. The record is from RefSeq and is a predicted model, not a curated record. Gene Ontology annotation, cellular component: nucleus; cytoplasm. The transcript is spliced from 14 exons. The coding region runs from base 460 to 1872 and encodes 470 amino acids. Gene Ontology annotation, biological process: endocytosis; signal transduction; peptidyl-serine phosphorylation.